Messenger RNA from Cornus florida, 744 nucleotides. RefSeq lists its product as uncharacterized. The coding region runs from base 1 to 744 and encodes 247 amino acids. Gene Ontology annotation, molecular function: RNA-DNA hybrid ribonuclease activity; nucleic acid binding. Lineage: Eukaryota; Viridiplantae; Streptophyta; Magnoliopsida; Cornales; Cornaceae. The record is from RefSeq and is a predicted model, not a curated record. The transcript has 3 exons.
AUGGAUCAGUGUGUUCAUGGAGACCUUCCUACAAAAGUGGCGCUGAAGAAACGAGGUCUAAGCCUUGAUGAUGGGUGCUCUUGCUGUAAUGAGGAGCCUGAAUCUGUAGAGCAUCAUAUUUUGCCAAUAUCAAAUUUUGCGGAGUGGUGGGUAUCGGUGUGUAAGAAAGGGGAGGAUGCAGCAUGUUUGGUGGCGUUUUAUGCAUGGGCUAUUUGGAAAGCCAGGAAUAGUUUUGUGUUUGACAAGGUUAUGCUUUGUCUGAAUAAGGUUAGUAAGAUGGUGACUGCAGCUUUUUGGGAGUUUAAAGAUGCUAAUUCAGACAUCCUGGAUCAGCAUUUUUCUUCCUCUGCACGGAAUGUGUCAAAUUGUUGUUCCUGGAAUCCCCCUCCUGUGGGUGCUUUAAAGUGUAAUAUAGAUGCCGCCUUUAGGAAAAACCGGUGUUUAGCUGGUGGUGGGGUGGUUUUCCGUGACCAUAAUGGUGUAUUGAAGGAAGUUGUGAUUCUUAAACACUUUAAGGCUUGCUCGGCCCUCAUGGCAGAGGCGUUUGUAUUACGGGCUGCUAUUCUCUGGGCUAUGCGCUUUCACUUUCGUAAUCUUCUUUUUGAGAGUGAUUCUGCUAUUUUGUGUGCUACAGUGCUUGGGACACAACCUUGUCCAGUUGAAAUUGAUACAAUUAUGUAUGACAUACAAACUGCUUUGAAGGGGCUCAUCUUGCUCAUGUUCGUCGAGAAGCAAAUGUUUUAG